Molecule: messenger RNA, 3012 nt
Organism: Caenorhabditis auriculariae
Lineage: Eukaryota; Metazoa; Nematoda; Chromadorea; Rhabditida; Rhabditidae
Source: the annotation of a GenBank genome assembly
AUGAUUGCGGUUCGGUACGGAGAUGGGGCCACCAUUACCAGAAAACUGAAAAGUAUGAGCUGUAACUUCAAACACAUGAUAAGUGAGCAUGAAUGAACGAAAUAAACAAAAAAAUUCAAUGGCCAGUCCUUUGUGCAAAAAGCAGCGAUCAAACAAAAAACGGUUUCAAUAUUUAUUGCUCACCCUGUAAUUGUCGUUUUUUGUGAUAUUUUUGGUCAUCGAAGACUUUAGGAACAGAAUUUUCAACAACUUCUAUUAGGAAAAUCACGCUAAAUAAAUUUUAUUUGGACAGUUUUUUUUUCGUUUGUAGUUCAAAAAAACUCGUUUUUUUAUAAUCGCUGACCCACAAAAAUCGGUGAAUUUUCUUGGAAUGAAAUGAAUUAAAACCAAUAUUUACAGGUUUUUUUCUCGAAUGCCUCGGAGAAUUCCCGAUUUUUCGUUCAAACUCUCAGCGCCAACCUAACUCAUGGCUUCCAUUUAAACACUGUCAGCAAAGUGGUUCGUUCUUUUUUUCGUUUCAACUGAAAAAAAGUGGAGAAGCCGUCAAUAAAAAAAGAAAGUCGAUGAAAAUUUGCAGAAACUUUCACUUUCUAAAAAAAAAUUUCCAGAGGUUUUUUUGAGGAUUUUCAAUUUUUUUCAUUUUUUUAUUCAAGAAUCGCGAAAAAUUCUCUGAAUUCCCCAUUUUUCAGCUUCCUGGCCGUUGCAACAUGAAGAUUUUCAACAACGCCCAAUUCGCCGAACAAUUGGCUCUAGCGGCUGAAAAAUCCUACCAAGAUGUGUACUCUUUGUCGAGGAUGUGUACCAUCCGAAUGUCUUUUUUCAAGGGCUGGGGCGACAGUUAUAAGCGGUCAAAUGUGAGUUUUUCUUCGGAAACUUUUCUCUCAAAUAUUGAGUUAAAAAAAUCAAAAAUAAUUUGAUUCCUCAAAAAAAGGCGUUAGUUUUGGACGAAAAAUGAAGCAAAAAGGUUUUAAAAAAAUAUCAAAAGAAAACCGAUCAAAAAAAUUUUACCUUUUUUUGAAAGUUUAAGUGAAAUCAGGAGCUAAUUUUUUUACGAAUUCAUUCAUUAUUCACAUACAAUUGUAUAGAAAGUCCUGAUGAGGUCCAGAUGUCAAAAAAGAAAAAAAAAACGUAAAAAAAGAUUAUUUUCAAGGUAAGCUAGAACUUUUUACUUAUUUAUUUUUUUCCUCUCCCUUCAUUUCAUUAAUUUUUACAUUUUAAUAUGAAUAUGAUGUAAAGCUAAAAAUUCAGUCAUCAAAUAUUUUUUUGGUUUAAAGUCUAUUUUUAAGUAGGGGGCGCAAAGCCCCGCCCCUUCAUGGCACCAAAAUGACGAUUUUUUGUUGCAGAAACGGUUUUGAGGCGUUUAUACUAACUAAAGUUCUAUCUUAAAAAAUAACUAUUUCUGAAAACUUAUGUAAUCGACAACGCUCUACAAGACGGAAUCUUUUUGAAACCAUGUAUUUUUUUCAUAAAUAAGCGAAAAAAAGUAGGAUUUAACACAAAAAAACUGACAAGUUUCACAAAAAUCGUCGCGUUUCAGAAAACCAAGUGAGGAACGCUUCUAAAUUUUGAGUGUGUUAUACAUUAACACUUUCUUUAUUUUUUGAAGAAAAAUUUAAAAAAAUCUAACGACGCGAAAAAAAAAAUCAAAGCUUGUAAAGUGACACCAAACUUUGAAGCUGAAAUGCGAAAAAAUUUCAGCGACAUGGUAUACUUUUUUUAUUUGAUUUAAUAACUCACAAUGUGUUCAAAAAAAUAAAAAAAUUCAGAAUGAAAAAUAAUUAUUGGGACAGCGAAUCAAAUUAUAUUUGAAUUUUACCAAAACCUCCUUUUUUUCGCCUGCCUCGUUGACGCAUGAGAGAAUAGGAUCGCGUUUAUACUUUUGAUCAGGUUAUUAAGCGUUCAAAACUCUAUCAAUGAAAAAAUUAUGAAAAAAAUCAAACGACGCGAAAAAAAUAACGGCUCUAAAAACCUCGAAAAAAUGUCAAUUUUUUUUGAAAUUUUGGAAGAAUUCGUGCAAGCGUCCGUAGCAGUGUUUGCGUCCAACACACCGAUGCGCCCUUUUAAAUGUCGCAGGAGCCGUUUUUCGGAGUCAAAUUGCACAUUUUCCUGUUUUAUUUCGAAAUAACAUUUUUUUUCAUUUUUUCUUUUUUUAAAACCAAAUGAUAAUAAUUUUUCUCAUUAGAAAAAAGAAAAAUAAGCUAAAAAUUCCUUCUGACCUUUUUUCUAAGUAGUUUUUUGAUAUUUUAUCAAAAAUUCUUAUGAGGAUUGUACAAAAGAUUCAUACCAAAACAUGAAGCUCAGUCCGGACAACCUCUCAGAACAGAAAACCGAUUUGAAAACGGUUCAGACUUACGCAAAAACAUUUAAAAAGAAAGCGUGCGGCAGCGGGUAAACCGUGAGAUUUUGCCUCCAGUUGAACGCCGCGCGCGCUCGUUUUUUGGCCAUAACUUUUUUCUUAGUGGAGCUUUUUUCUGAAACUAAACGGAAUAUGAAAAUGGACAGUCUCCUCUAUCGAACAGUGUGAAAAACAUAUUUUUUGGAUCGUUUUGAAGAAAUGGCUUGCGGACCCUAAUUUUAAGACUCGAAACGACCGCACGAUUAAUAAAAUUCCUUUUGUACCUAUUCUUCAAUAGAUUUUCAAGAAAAUCCACAAUUUCUAUAGAACUUUAAAUCUCUGUCCUCCUUCUUGAAAUCGCUAUUUUCCAAAUCAAACAUCGAAUUAUAUAAGAAAAUUCGUACUUUUUCUGUUUUUUAAAACGGCUCAAUAGAACUGAAAAUCGAAAAGCGGAGUUUCUCGCACCCUUUUCGGAACUCCUAAGGAAAUACAGUUUUUUCAACUUCUCGGAAUUUUUUGGAAUGUUUUUCUCAUCAAUCGACUCGAAAACAAUCAAUUUCCAGGUGCUCAUGACACCUUGCUGGAUCGAGGCUCACCUGAACGGACCACUUCAAUGGAUCGACCGUGUUCUGACUUGCAUGAGGUCCCCUUCCAAAAUUUGCUCUUCUUUCACCUGA